This is a messenger RNA of Pyricularia pennisetigena, 285 nucleotides long. RefSeq lists its product as uncharacterized. The transcript has 2 exons. Bases 1 to 285 code for a protein of 94 amino acids. The record is from RefSeq and is a predicted model, not a curated record. NCBI's taxonomy places the organism in Eukaryota, Fungi, Ascomycota, Sordariomycetes, Magnaporthales, Pyriculariaceae.
AUGUUGACGCAUUGCAGCCGAAAACAUCAAGCAGCCAACCAGAACUCUGGAAACGGCCAGCCAGCCAUCUCAUACCAACUAUCAACAAAGUUCUCGCCCAUUACUCUCGGAUCCUUUUCUGGAUGGAAAACGAGGAGACACAGUCACGCGCGCUUCUGUUCAGGAUCCGAUGCAAACCAGUACGAAGGAGGGGUAAAGGUGCCGGCUGGGAAGUGUAUGGUUGGACAAGAACGACGCUGGACGACACACACCGACAAGAAUCCAAGUGGAGAAGAAGCAUGUUGA